Peronospora matthiolae is the source of this 600-nucleotide messenger RNA. The record is from the annotation of a GenBank genome assembly. NCBI's taxonomy places the organism in Eukaryota, Oomycota, Peronosporomycetes, Peronosporales, Peronosporaceae.
AUGAACGUUCGUGAGGCCAUCUUGACCACGCUGUCGAAUUUGCCACCGGUGGAGUCGGCAUCUGUCACCUCGGGUGUGAGGUCGCCCCCAGUCGUGAUUGAUUCUUCUGUUGUUGCGGUCCAUGCCGCUCCCGCUGAUGUUGGUUCGGCCACACCAGUCGACCUCGUUGGUGGUCAUUUGACCACCAGCGUACCAACCGUCGAUGUGGUUGCAUUGUGUCGCCGGGUCGAGGCCUGUGAGAGGCGACUAGCUUUGAUGUGUCCGUCGCCACAUUACUGUUCGCUCCGAUGUGAGCGCUUGGAGCGGAAGUUAGGUAACUCCUGCGCUCUCGUAUCACAUCUUCGCGAUAAGCUGGAGGUUGAGAUGGCGCUUACCGAUCACUGGCGACGGCAAGUUGACCUUCGGCAUAGUCGGAUGUCUCUCCUCGUGGCGGAACUCGGCCACUCCGAUGACUUUAACGAACCGCUAAAGGGCGGUACCGGUCGUCCUACAAGAUCGUCCAUGUCGCCGACCCCUUCGAGGUGUUUAACCCCAACAAGGGUGUCAUCCGAGGGAUGCCAAGAGAUUCGACCGCAAGUGAUCGGCCCCAAGCUCCCGUAG